GGAGGGCGGGCCAAGGGUAUUUGAAGGCAGAGCCACCGCCCCGCAGCCAGCGCCCGCACCACUUUGCCAGGAGCCACCCGGAGAGAGCGAGAGAGACGCAAGGAAAAUGGCAGACAGUUUUUCGCUUAAUGAUGCCUUAUCUGGGUCUGGAAACCCAAACCCUCAAGGAUGGCCUGGUGCAUGGGGGAACCAGCCUGGGGCUGGAGCAGGGGGCUACCCAGGAGCCUCUUAUCCUGGGGCCUAUCCCGGGCAGGCACCUCCAGGGUCCUACCCUGGACAGGCACCACCUGGAGCCUACCCAGGGCAGACACCUCCGGGGCCCUAUCCUGGACAGGCACCUCCUGGUGCCUACCCUGGCUCAACUGCACCUGGACCUUAUCCUGGACCUCAGGCACCUGGAGCCUACCCAGGGCAACCAGGUGGGCCUGGGGCCUACCCACCUCCAGGACAGCCAAGUGCUCCUGGAGCCUACCCUGCUGCUGGCCCCUAUGGCACCCCUGCUGGACCACUGACUGUGCCUUAUGACCUGCCCCUGCCAGGAGGAGUCAUGCCUCGCAUGCUGAUAACAAUUAUGGGUACUGUGAAGCCCAAUGCAAACAGAAUUGCUUUAGACUUCAAGAGAGGGAAUGAUGUUGCCUUCCACUUUAACCCACGUUUCAAUGAAAACAACAGGAAAGUCAUUGUGUGCAAUACAAAGCUGGAUAAUACAUGGGGAAAGGAGGAAAGACAGUCGGUUUUCCCAUUUGAAAGUGGUAAACCAUUCAAAGUAAGUGGUUGCUACUAUUAUAUAUUAAUAAUAUGUAUUUCUCAAGGGAAGUCACUCUAAAACCACAGCACAUUGAAAUGAUUUUUUACCAGCUGUCCUGAGGCACCAAACCAGCCUGUCUCCUCCCUACCUUUACACUUUGCAGGCUAAGAAAAUGGCUGAGAGUGAGACAUUCCCUAAUUCCUUGCAGGCAUUUCACCAUCAUCACAGUGGCCACCCACCCUCACUGCAAGCUAACGAUUUUCUAGAAAUUAAUAAAAAAUGGCAGAAAGUCUUUAUGUCAGUUAUUUCCCUAAAACAAUAUGGUUGGCAUAAAAUCAAAAGGAAAU
Ictidomys tridecemlineatus (thirteen-lined ground squirrel) is the source of this 1095-nucleotide messenger RNA. The record is from RefSeq and is a predicted model, not a curated record. NCBI's taxonomy places the organism in Eukaryota, Metazoa, Chordata, Mammalia, Rodentia, Sciuridae.